AUGGGUCUGAUAAUAGGUCGUACUGGGUCCCUGCUGAUGGGUCCUUCCCCAUCGAUCGCCAGGUCAGUGAUCCUGAGGCGGUUUACACCGCUUGUAAGGCGAUUGCCUAUUGUGCAACCAUCGGUGAGGUCAGUGAUCUCUAAGAGGUGUCAAUUGAGUCCACUAAGUCAGAUACAGUUUCAGACUACUAGACCGUUGACUAGAUCGUUCACAAGUAGUGUGAGGUUAUUACAGGCUAAGAGUCCGAAGGAAGCAGAACAGAAAUCGGGUUUGAAAGAUGUUGUGAGAUUAUUAAUGCUCGCCAAGCCAGAUUGGAAGCUACUAGUGAUAGCUAUUACGUUGCUGACUGUAUCUUGUGGCAUCGGGAUGACCAUUCCGAAAGUCAUUGGUAUGAUACUGGACGUGUUAAAGACAGGAUUAGAGACCAACGAAGGGAAAGACGGUCCAAUAUCAAUGGCAGACGUACCACCGAUCUUCAUGGGUUAUUCAAUCUAUGAAUUUUUAGGUGGGUUUGCCGCAUUGAUGGUUUUCGGGAUAGUAGCUAACUAUGGGAGAAUUGUUUUAUUGAGGAUUUUAAGUGAGAGAGUGGUGGCUAGAUUACGUGCCAAUGUCAUCAAGAAGACAAUUCACCAGGAUUCGGAGUUUUUCGAUAGGCACAAGGUCGGUGAUCUGAUUUCGAGACUCGGUUCAGAUGCUUAUGUAGUUUCGCGUUCCAUGACUCAAAAAGUCUCUGAUGGUUUUAAAGCGCUCAUAUGUGGUGGUGUUGGUGUGGGUAUGAUGGUCUCCAUAUCUCCCCAAUUAUCGGGGCUACUAUUACUGUUUACACCACCUGUCCUUUUUAGCGCUUCAAUCUUUGGUAGAAAGAUUAGAGAUACUUCCACGGACUUGCAAGAAGCGACUGGUCAACUUACAAGGGUUUCUGAAGAACAACUGAGUGGAGUUAGAACUGUGCAAUCGUUUGUUGCUGAGCAAAAAGAGAUUCACAGGUAUAGCCAUGCAAUCCGGGACAUUUUCAAUGUGGGUAAAAGAGCAGCUUACAUCAACGCCCAGUUUUUUACAGCAACAAGCUCAUUGGGUGAUAUCAGUUUCUUGGUUGUAUUGGCGUACGGUUCGUACCUUGUUUUGCAGGGAGGUCUCACAAUUGGUGAUCUAACAGCAUUCAUGUUAUAUACAGAGUACACCGGAAGCUCUGUGUUUGGAUUGACAAGUUUCUACUCGGAAUUGAUGCAAGGUGUUGGUGCCGCCACGAGGCUCUUUGAAUUAACAGACCGAGUGCCAUCAAUAAAGCCUACUACGGGAAAGAAAUUUGUACCGGGCAAAGGUGAGAUUGUGUUUAAGGAUGUCACAUUCAGUUAUCCAACUAGACCCGGAAACGUUAUUUUUAGAGACAUGGACAUUAAGAUCCCCGCGGGUUCCAAUGUCUGUGUUGUUGGUCCCUCGGGGCGUGGUAAAUCAACUAUUGCCCUUUUAUUGCUUCGUUUCUACAAUCCAUCCAGCGGUCAGAUUUUCAUUGAUGGUCAAGAUAUCAGUAAACUAAACAUCAAAUCUUUGAGGCGUCAUAUUGGUUUGGUUCAACAGGAGCCUGUUCUGAUGUCCGGUACGCUACGGGACAAUAUCACUUACGGUCUUACGGAAACGCCAUCGAAGGAGGAAAUACGAAUGGUUGCAAAGCAAUGUUUCUGUCAUAAUUUCAUCGUGAAGUUUCCGCACGGUUAUGACACAGUUAUAGGACCUCAGGGUGCUUUACUAAGUGGUGGACAAAAGCAAAGAAUUGCAAUCGCUAGAGCACUGAUCAAGAAACCAACCAUCUUGGUGCUCGAUGAAGCAACGUCUGCUUUGGAUGUCGAAAGUGAGGGCGCGAUUAACUAUACGUUCGGUCAGCUCAUGAAGAGUAAAUCUGUGACUAUCGUCAGCAUAGCGCAUCGUCUAAGUACGAUCAGGAGAUCCGAAAAUAUCAUUGUUUUGGGUAACGACGGAUCAGUAGUGGAAACUGGUAAAUUCAAGGAACUAUUUGCCGACCCAUCAAGUGAGCUAUCCAAGCUACUCAAUGAGAAAUCCAGUAGGUCCGAAAAUUCUUCAUCGUCUUACUCUCCAAACGCCAGUGAGCAGCCUGAAGACGAGGCAAAUCAAAAAAAUGCUCCUGAAGAAGCACAUGAUGAUUCAGUAGAGGAAAUUCUCAAGGACGUAACUGCUGAAGGGAAACCAAUAAAGAUAUCGUGA
Molecule: messenger RNA, 2220 nt
Organism: Torulaspora delbrueckii
Lineage: Eukaryota; Fungi; Ascomycota; Saccharomycetes; Saccharomycetales; Saccharomycetaceae
Gene: MDL2
Product: ATP-binding cassette permease MDL2
Exons: 1
Coding region: 1-2220 (739 amino acids)
Biological process (GO): transmembrane transport
Cellular component (GO): membrane
Molecular function (GO): ABC-type oligopeptide transporter activity; ATP binding; ATP hydrolysis activity
Source: RefSeq, a predicted model, not a curated record